Molecule: messenger RNA, 867 nt
Organism: Eutrema salsugineum
Lineage: Eukaryota; Viridiplantae; Streptophyta; Magnoliopsida; Brassicales; Brassicaceae
Product: pyridoxine/pyridoxamine 5'-phosphate oxidase 2
Exons: 7
Coding region: 74-679 (201 amino acids)
Biological process (GO): pyridoxine biosynthetic process
Molecular function (GO): pyridoxamine phosphate oxidase activity; FMN binding
Source: RefSeq, a predicted model, not a curated record
GCCGUUUAACGUUAAUGGCGGCAAUGUGUAAAUAGUAUCGCUGAAAUGGAAAGGAAAGGCCGAAAAUCGGUGAAUGAUGACGAUGGGAACAGCUGUAGCGCCAUGGAAGCAGCUUCUCUUUGGUGCGAUCGAGGCGAAUUCUCACCUAAGCCACUCUUCUUAUGUUCAGCUCGCGACGAUUGGUUUAAAUGGACGGCCUUCGAAUCGCACCGUCGUAUUCAGGGGAUUUGAAGAGAACAGUGAUAGGAUUCAAAUCAACACCGAUUUUCGUAGUCGUAAGAUUGAAGAGCUUAGUCAUUGUCCGUAUUCCGAGAUAUGUUGGUAUUUCUCGGAUUCUUGGGAGCAAUUCCGGAUCAAUGGAAGAAUUGAGGUCAUUGAUGCGUCGAAUCCUGACCAGGCCAAGCUUCAGCAAAGAGAGAAAGCUUGGUUUGCUAAUUCUUUGAAGUCAAGGCUGAUUUACAUCUGUCCUACUCCUGGUAGUCCUUACAACAGCGAGCAACCAAAUCAAGAAGUUAAGUUAGAUCCCUCAAGUGGUCCAGUUGCUGAAUAUUGUCUGCUGCUUCUUGAGCCAGAAAAGGUUGAUUACUUGAAUCUGAAAAGCAAUCAGAGGUUUUUGUUUUCGUCGAUGGUUAGUGGAGCAGGAGAGAAAUGCUGGACUUCAGAAAAGGCUAACCCUUAAUUAAGUUAUAAUGUCUGAGGAGGUGAUCAAAGAAUCUCUUGUUUGUGUGGUGGAUUUUUCUUAUGUGAAUCGCCAGUUUGUAGCAAUUCAUAAUAUUUUCACUCUUGGCUUUCAAACAGUGUAAUGUGUAUUUUUGGAUUUUAUCAUACAUUGGAAAAUCUGAAUAAAAAAAUCUGAAUCUUUCUCUU